Dalotia coriaria is the source of this 1844-nucleotide messenger RNA. Its product is annotated as kynurenine/alpha-aminoadipate aminotransferase, mitochondrial. The coding region runs from base 192 to 1484 and encodes 430 amino acids. The transcript is spliced from 5 exons. The record is from RefSeq and is a predicted model, not a curated record. Gene Ontology annotation, molecular function: L-kynurenine:2-oxoglutarate transaminase activity; pyridoxal phosphate binding. Lineage: Eukaryota; Metazoa; Arthropoda; Insecta; Coleoptera; Staphylinidae. Gene Ontology annotation, biological process: biosynthetic process.
GGCUUGGCAUCUUUUCGCUUUCGUUAUUCGUUAAAAUAACGCGCUGAUCGUUAACCUACGCGUAUUGCGUCAGCACCAAACUCUGACUGAUCCGUUCAUACAUUCGGCGCGCAUUUGGCAAAGUAUUUGCAAAGUACCCGGAUAACUCGCGAGAGCAGAAAAAUUUAAAUUUAAAAAUAAAUAAAAAUAAAAUGGAUUAUAGUUAUUUUAUUAAUCAACAUGCAGGAAGACGGCGACCUGCCAUUACCAGAGAAUUAACAAAACGCCAUUAUAGCGCGCCAAAAGAAUCUAUUUCUUUGGCUGAAGGCAUGCCGAACGAAACAACAUUCCCAUUUGAAAAUAUUUCCAUUAGUUUAAAAGAUGGUCAUAUGGUUCAAUUGGGGCAGCCCGAAUUGUCUGCAGCAUUGCAGUACAACCCUACCCAGGGAUAUCCGCCUUUACUGAAAACUCUAAAAGAGUUCACCAAAUUUGUACACAACCCGCCAAAUUGGGAUCGCAGCGAAGUUUUGGUCACGGUUGGCUCACAAGAUGGCAUUAGUCGAUCAAUUGAAAUGUGUAUGGUUGAAGGUGAUUCCAUAUUAGUACAGAAUCCACUUUAUGCCGGCACUGAGGCUGUGUUGAAAGCUUUCAAGCCAACUAUUCUACCUGUGGAUCAGGAUCAAGAUGGAAUGGUUCCCGAAUUGUUAGAAGAAGUCCUUGAAAACUGGAAAUUACAAUGUGAGCAAAACAGUGCUCUGCGCAUGCCCAAAUUGAUGUAUCUAAAUCCCACGGCUUCCAAUCCAACCGGAACCACAAUUCCUCUUGAUAGACGUCAGAAAAUCUACAAUAUUUGCUGCAAGUACAACAUAAUUAUCUUGGAGGAUGACGCAUAUUAUUUUCUGCACUUUUUGGACCACACCACGCCAUCUUUCUUAUCAUUAGACACUGAAGGAAGAGUGUUGAGAUUCGACUCGUUCUCAAAAAUUAUGUGCCCUGGUUUGCGCAUUGGCUGGCUCACAGGUCCUAAGCAAUUGGUGCAAAAUAUUGAAUUGCAUGUUCAGAGCUCCUAUCUUCAUGCCAGCUCCCUAAGUCAGAUCAUCAUAAACAGCCUAUUCAAUGAAUGGGGAUUUGAAGCGUUCCUGGGUCGGUUGAACACGAUCCGUGAUUAUUACAAAGUCCGUCGGGACGUGACUCUCCAAUCAAUGGAUAAGCAUUUGAAAGGACUCUGUGAAUGGACGGUGCCAUCUGGUGGUAUGUUUGUGUGGAUAAAAGUUAAAGGCAUCAGCGAUGUGUACGACAUGUUAAUGACGCGAGGGUUAAAAAAGCUGAUUACGUUUGUUCCGGGUCAUGCUUUUAUGGCGGAUCCAACGGCUGCAUGCAAUUACAUUCGAGCAUCAUUCAGUAAGGCACAACCUGCUCAAAUUGACAUAGCGAUGAAACUGCUCGCAGAGCUAAUUAUUGAAGAGAAAGAACUGUUAAACAGGAAACUAAACAAUAUUGUUUGAGUAUGGAUUGCGUUGUGUGUGCGACCACUGUGGGUUGGAAACUGUAUGUGAUUAUACCUAUUUAGAUACUGAGCUGAUAAAUGAUAAAGGACUCUGCUCGCACUGAAAUAUUUGAAAGAUUACUGUAGUGAAUAGAAAGGAAAAUAUUGAUUGAGUGAUAUUCAGAGCCCAGUAAACUAGAGUUUAGAUUAUUCCUUCAUAGAGGGCGCAACAGUUGUAUAAAUUAGUAUUAUUUGGUAUUUUUAUGAAACACUAAAUUUCCGUACGACCUGCAAUAUACUUGAAGUAGACUAUUACCAGUAAUUUAGUAUAAUUAAAUAAUGUUUAAUAAAACAUAAAGAAUAAAUAAAUAACAAGAUA